Molecule: messenger RNA, 2013 nt
Organism: Corvus hawaiiensis (hawaiian crow)
Lineage: Eukaryota; Metazoa; Chordata; Aves; Passeriformes; Corvidae
Gene: XRCC3
Product: X-ray repair cross complementing 3
Exons: 8
Coding region: 621-1664 (347 amino acids)
Biological process (GO): double-strand break repair via synthesis-dependent strand annealing; t-circle formation; telomere maintenance via recombination
Cellular component (GO): replication fork; Rad51C-XRCC3 complex
Molecular function (GO): four-way junction DNA binding; ATP-dependent DNA damage sensor activity; ATP binding
Source: RefSeq, a predicted model, not a curated record
GGCGCCACAGCCGCGUCCCCCAGCUCCGGGAAGCGCCACAACCGAGCCGCGGGCGGGCUCAGCCCCCGCUGUCCCGAGGGGCGGCUCCGCAGAGGGCCCACGGCGGCUGCCGCGGCGCCCACCCGGCACUCGAACCCAACUCGGCCCCGCCGCCCGCGGGCAGCCCCGGGGAGGGGAGUGAGCGGCGCCCCGCCCGCGCGGCGAACGCCGCCCUGCCAUUGGCUGUACCGCCGGGGUAGUCGCUCAGGGGAGUUUUGAUUGGCUUGCGGCGGGCUAGCUGCCCGCUGAUUGGCUGCGGUGGCGGCGGGGGAUUCGUGACGGUGUGAGGGCACUGUGGCGGCCCUGCGCUCUGCCCGUCCGUGUGUCUGUCCGUGUGUCCGUCCGCGCCUCGCUCCCCCCGGCCGGUGCCGAGUCCGUGGGACACCCCUGGCUGCCCCGUGACCCUCUCCCGGUGUUUCGCUCUCCCCUGUGCCUCAUCAGUGGAGCGGCUUCCUGUGAGCGGAGGGUGCGCAAUGGUUUGGAGCCCUUCAGUCAAAGGUCGUCGUAAUCAUGAUUGAUUUCACCACUUUAAUCACAGAUCAUUACAGGAUGUGCUGCUUGUUGCUGUGCUGUGUUAGGAGAUGGAUUGGGACCAGUUUGAUUUGAACCCUAAAACAAUUGCUGCCCUGAAAAAAGCUGAUAUAAAAUCAGUAAAAGAGAUUUUAAACCUCUCUGGAGCAGACUUGCAGAGACUGAUGAAGCUCUCCAGUGCAGACAUCCAGUGCCUGCUGAAAACAGUCUCUCGCACGCUGAGGGAGAACAGCAUGCUCACAGCACUUCAGCUCUACCAAGACAAAGAUCAUCUCACCUCCCAACACCAGAAGCUGAGCCUGGGAUGUUCAGUGCUAGACAACUUAUUAAGAGGUGGCAUUCCUUUGGUGGGAAUCACAGAGCUUUCUGGGGAAAGUUCUGCUGGGAAGACUCAGAUCAGUUUACAGCUGUGCCUGUGUGUGCAGUAUCCUUACAAGUACGGUGGAUUAGAGUCCGGAGCUGUCUACAUUUGUACAGAAGAUGUGUUCCCAAGCAAACGCUUGCAGCAGCUCAUAGAUCAGCAGCAUAAGCUGCGUGCAGAUGUUCCAGCUGAAGUCAUACAGAAGAUCAGAUUUGGAAACAGUAUUUUUGUUGAGCGGGCAGCAGACCUGGACACCUUCCAGCAGUGCAUCACGAGGAGGCUGUCCCUGCUGCUGGCUCGGGGCAUGGUGCGGCUCGUGGUCAUCGACUCCCUGGCCGCCCUGUUCCGCUGCGAGUUCGGCCCUUCCGAGUCUGCACUGAAGGCUCGGUAUUUGCAGACCUUUGGGGCACAGCUUCACAGCUUGAGCACUAGGUUCAGGACUCCCAUCAUGUGCAUUAAUCAGGUGACGGAUGCAGUGAGUGAGUUGGAAGCUGCUCAGUGCAGUUGCAGGGCAGUGGGUAACAGAGUCACUCCAGCACUUGGAAUAACCUGGUCCAAUCAGCUGCUGAUGAGACUGAUGGUCAGCCGGGUCUCCCUGCCUGGACACUCAUCUGGAGUAGCAUCACACUGCACUGGAAGCAUGAGGACUUUAAGUGUAGUUUUUGCUCCUCAUCUCCCUCCAUCCUUUUGCUACUAUGCAGUACAGCUGGAAGGUGUAAAAGGAAUAAAAUAACUCUCUUGCAUUAAUAAAGCAUCUUGCUCCACAAUUGUAUCAGAACUUGGCAGAAGAUUUCUCAAGGGACAACAGAGUAUGACUCAAGGAAAAGAGACCCUGUGUGACUGCCUUGGGAGGUUCCAGAGGAGAAGAGGCACAGCUUGAAGCUGAAGGAAGGAGACUAAACAAGCAGAAAGGAUGAGUUACUCUCCAUGCCUUCUGCAACCCCUUCAGAUGUCGUAAGGGACCUUGUGCAAAUAGCACAAGUUGUGUUUAAACAAAAAUAAAUUUCCCUAAAAUGUCUUAAUUCCCUGUAUUUGGAAAUGACUGCACAGUGUUUUUUAAUAAAAUCCAAACAAGAAGCUUA